Molecule: messenger RNA, 822 nt
Organism: Metarhizium brunneum ARSEF 3297
Lineage: Eukaryota; Fungi; Ascomycota; Sordariomycetes; Hypocreales; Clavicipitaceae
Product: Methyltransferase trt5
Molecular function (GO): S-adenosylmethionine-dependent methyltransferase activity
Source: RefSeq, a predicted model, not a curated record
AUGGAUAUCAUCGCAUCGCAAAGCUGGGCGUAUAUCCCAGAUCUGCCCGACGAUAUUGGUCCCAUCCGCAACCUGCUCCUCGUGUACAGCAGGAUUCCUGCAAGUGAUAUUGACAGCCAUAUUCUACGAGUGCGCGAGGAUGCGUGGAGAGUAUCAAGAUUUCCUUGCGUCGGCCGGUGGAAAUUUCUACGCCUAACCGAGCAAAACGAUCCCUGCUAUCGACAGGUGCUGUUCAGGCUCAACGUGCCCAGAUCGAACGAUGCCUUUUUGGACCUGGGUUGUUGUGUGGGACAGGUCCUUCGUCAGCUCCGUCAUGAUGGAGUGCAAGGAAAUCAAUUAUUCGGAACUGAUGUUCAGUCCAAGUUUGUUGAAAUCGGCUACGAUCUAUUCCAGGAUCAAGACGAAUUUGGUGCUACUUUUGUUGUUGGCGACAUGCUGGACCCCGAUGACACCAGGCUAGAUGACCUGUUGCACAAGGUUACCAUCAUAUAUGCAGGCAGUUUUUUCCACUUGUUCAACUGGACUCAGCAAGUCUAUAUUGGCAAACGACUGGUGGGAUUUCUCAAGCGCGGCACCAAAAAUGCCCUCAUCUAUGGCCGCCACAUUGGCACCACUCGGCCGGGUCCAUCUCCAUUGGGUAAUGAUAUGUCGCCAUAUCUCCACGACAAAGACAGCUUCCAGCGCCUUUGGGAUGAGGUUGGGUACUUGACAAAUACGAAGUGGGCUGUGGAGAUAGAACCUGCCGGCGAAAAGAUUGUUGAUGUACCACGCAUCGAUAGGGAUGCCCAGCCGGUCAACUUUGUCAUACACCAAAUAUCAUGA